Messenger RNA from Hyaloscypha bicolor E, 159 nucleotides. RefSeq lists its product as uncharacterized. The transcript has 2 exons. NCBI's taxonomy places the organism in Eukaryota, Fungi, Ascomycota, Leotiomycetes, Helotiales, Hyaloscyphaceae. The annotation marks the transcript as partial. The record is from RefSeq and is a predicted model, not a curated record.
AAAAUAACUUUUAGAACUUAUUAUAGCUAUUUUAAAUAUCUUAUAAUAUCUUUUAAGCUAACUAAUAUAUUACUCUUAAAUUGUUUUAUAAUUAUUUAUUUAAAUAAUAUUCUUAUUUAUUCCCGAAAUAAGAAUAAAUACUAUAAUUAUAUUUAUUAG